This is a messenger RNA of Cataglyphis hispanica, 1216 nucleotides long. RefSeq names its product tigger transposable element-derived protein 1-like. NCBI's taxonomy places the organism in Eukaryota, Metazoa, Arthropoda, Insecta, Hymenoptera, Formicidae. Gene Ontology annotation, molecular function: DNA binding. The annotation marks the transcript as partial. Gene Ontology annotation, cellular component: nucleus. The transcript has 2 exons. The record is from RefSeq and is a predicted model, not a curated record.
AUUUGACAAAAAACGAAUCCCCGUUCACAAAGAAUUAAUUCAAGAAAAAGCUAGACAUUAUUUCAACCAACUGAAGGACUUAGAACCAAGUUCGUCAUCCUGUUCACGAAACGUGACAUUUUCUGCGAGCAACGGCUGGUUUGCUGGAUUUGUACAACGGUACGCACUUCACAAUGUGAAGAUACAAGGCGAGGCAGCGUCCGCCGAUGAAACGGCUGCUAUGAAUUAUCGCAAAGUAUUAGCGGAAAUCAUUGAUGAUGGUGGAUAUUGCCCAGACCAAAUAUUUAAUGCUGAUGAGACUGGGUUAUUCUGGAAAAAGAUGCCCAGUCGAACAUUAAUUGCGAGAUCGGAGAAAACUGCAAGUGGUUUUAAAGCGGCAAAGGACCGAAUCACACUUCUUCUUUGCAGUAAUGCCUCUGGUGCAAAGAUGUUAACACCACUUAUUAUAAAUAAAGCAUUACACCCACGUGCGCUAAAAGGCGUAAAUUUAUCUGAAUAUCCAGUACACUUCAUGGCCAAUAAAAAAGCAUGGGUCACAUCAGCUGUAUUUACAACAUGGUUCAAUGAUUGUUUUGUACCAGAAGUUGAAAAAUACAUGGAAGAGAUGGGUCUUCCGUUUAAAGUAUUGCUAAUUGUAGAUAAUGCACCCGGUCAUCCCUGUAUAGAACAUCCUAAUAUACAAAUGGUGUUUUUACCACCAAAUACGACCAGCCUUAUACAACCACUGGAUCAGGCAAUUGGACAAAUCAAACAACACACAUUAAAUUCGUGCUGGAAAGUGAUCUGGCCUGAAUGUGUAAUUAAUCGAAACGUUACCGAAAACGCGUCAACGUUAUUAUCUGAAAUUAGUGCGCUCGCACAUAACAUCGGCGGAGAAGGCUUUGACUCUUUCAACGAUAAUGACCUGGACGAGAUGAUUGAGGACCAAGCUGUCGAUGAUAGCGACAUUAUCAAUAGUUUGAUAGAUUAUGAAAAUGGACAAGAAGAACCGGAAUCUAUUACUGCGGAUAAAAUAUAUGCAGGGAUCCAGAUUUCGAAAAAAUUGGAAACGCAUUUUCUUAAAAUAGAUACCAAUGCCGAAAGACGCUUAAAAUUCCAAAAAGAGCUGAGAUCAUGCAUGUCUCACUAUCGUGACGUUUACAAGCAAUUGACCAGUCAACCGUCGUCACAAAAACUGAUCACCGACUUUAUGGUACCAAAAAACAAACCAAUUUAA